AUGUCUUCCAAGCACGUCGUAUUCGACAUCGUGGGAACGCUGGUGGCCUAUGAUCAUGUCUUUGAUGCCAUCGAUACCCGCUUAGGGGACCGACUACGCGCAGAGGGCAUUAAGCCUCGUCUCCUGGGGUACACAUGGAUGGAAGCCGCCGAGCGUGAAUACACCAACCUGAGUCUGUCGCAAAGAUAUGUGCCAUUUGGCGAAGUCUUCCGUGCUCUCUUCUACCGUAUGCUAUGGAUGGCCGGUAUCGCUGAGCCUCGGUCUUGGGCCACCCCGGAAGAUUUGGAGUUUAUCAUGAAGGAGUACCAGCUUCUUGAGUUCCGACCCGGUGCCGCAGAGUGUGUUCAAAAGCUGAGAGAUGCUGGGUUCACGGUCUGGGCCUUUACAGCGGCGGAUAUCACCCGUGUUGGGGGCUACUUUAAGAACGCGGGUGUAGAGCUCCCUGCUGAAAACUUGCUCUCUUGUGACGAUGUUGGUGUGGGCAAGCCUGAUUUGGACGCCUAUCGUCCUUUACUCGAACGUCUCAAGACUGAAAGUGACGGCAAAGUUCCUUGGUUUGCUGCAGCUCAUAUGUGGGACGUCUCUGGGGCGAAGCAAGCGGGGUUCAAGGGGGCUUAUUGCCACAUUUGGGAGAAGGAGUCUCUAUCGGAGUUAUUUGGAGUCAUGGACGUGAUGGCUGAUACUUUGCCCGAAAUGGCGGACAAGAUUAUUGCUGCCCAGGCAUCGUCUUGA
Molecule: messenger RNA, 732 nt
Organism: Penicillium nucicola
Lineage: Eukaryota; Fungi; Ascomycota; Eurotiomycetes; Eurotiales; Aspergillaceae
Exons: 2
Coding region: 1-732 (243 amino acids)
Source: RefSeq, a predicted model, not a curated record